Messenger RNA from Ziziphus jujuba (common jujube), 842 nucleotides. RefSeq lists its product as uncharacterized. The transcript has 10 exons. The coding region runs from base 146 to 655 and encodes 169 amino acids. The record is from RefSeq and is a predicted model, not a curated record. NCBI's taxonomy places the organism in Eukaryota, Viridiplantae, Streptophyta, Magnoliopsida, Rosales, Rhamnaceae. Gene Ontology annotation, molecular function: calcium ion binding.
UGAGGUUUACCAGCGCUAAUCAACCAAAUUAAUUUCACUUCACUUGGCUAAUGCCGAAACGACGCCGUUGUAACAAAUAGCUCAAAUGAAAGGUUGUAGUGCUCCACGAGGAUUUUGAGUCGAUCGCUCUCACAGGUUCUAAGAAAUGGAGAACACGGCGAUCCUGAGAGAGUGGUUCGAGCGAGUUGACUCGGAGAAAAUCGGAAGCAUCACGGCCUCUCAGCUCAAGAGCGCUCUCUCCGUUGGAAACCUCGAAUUUCCUCUCUCAAUUGUUCAGCAAAUGAUCAGAGUGUAUGAUUUUGAUAGGAAUGGAACUAUGAGUUUUGAAGAGUUCGUUGCUCUCAACAAGUUCCUUCUCAAGGUUCAACAAGCCUUUUCAGACUUAGAGAGGGGUCGUGGCUUUCUUGUCCCUGAUGAUGUAUACGAGGCAUUGGUGAAAAUUGGCUUCUUGCUGGACACUCCAGCCUUUUUGACUGCAUGUGAGAGUUUUGAUCAAAAGAAGAAUGGGAGAUUCAGAUUAGAUGAUUUCAUUUCUCUCUGUAUAUUUUUGCAGUCAGCCCGUAAUCUAUUUAAUUCAUUUGACACUGCUAAGCAAGGCAGGGUAACUCUUGAUCUCAACCAAUUUGUGUACUGCACUGCCAAUUGUAGAAUAUAAAUUGUUGUUGUAGGCUUGUGGAUAGGACUACCAGCUGCAUUACAAUGCCUCAGUCGUUGUAGAACAUUUGUUUUUGCUGUUGUUAAUGGAAAGCAUUUCCUUUCUGUACAUUGUAGAUUAUUUUAUAGCACCUUUGUAUCACAUAGCUAUUGUUGGAAUAAAAUAAGGUCAAGUGAUUUUAUUUUUA